Messenger RNA from Schistosoma turkestanicum, 2400 nucleotides. NCBI's taxonomy places the organism in Eukaryota, Metazoa, Platyhelminthes, Trematoda, Strigeidida, Schistosomatidae. The record is from the annotation of a GenBank genome assembly.
AUGCUACGUGUACAAAUAUCUAUUGCUUUAGUAUGGAUUGUUUCAUUUCUAAUUGCUGUACCAUUAAUUUUUGGUUUAAAUGUAAAUCCAUAUCAUGAUCCAACUAUUUGUCAAUCAUUCAAUGCUCUAUACAUUAUUUGUUCCUCAUUAGGAUCAUUCUAUUUACCGGCUAUUAUAUUGAUUGUAGUCUAUCAACGUAUAUUUGCUUUGAUUAAACAACGACAUAAAUCGUUACGAUUGAAUCAAUCGACAAAUCAUCAGUCUCUGCCAUCAAUGAAACAAUCACAGUUAAAACAACAACAACACCAACACCAACAACAAUCAAAACCACAUGAUGAACAACAAGAAUUGUCUACUAUUCAAUUGCCUGACAGUAUUUGUUUAAAUGAUGAUCAAACUACGUGUAAAUUAAAUAGUCGAACAACUACCACAAUAAUUAAUCUAAAUGAUGAAAUUAGUUUAUCAGAAACACAAUCUUCUUCAAAAAAUAUUAUAGAAUCGACAAAUACACAAAGUAAAGAACAUGUACAAUCCACAAGUGAAUCAACUGGAAUUAAAUGUCCAUGUACGCCAUCGGAAUUUGAAUUGUUCAAUGAAUCACAUGAGAAUUCAUCAGAUAUGAAUUUUGAAGGACCACGUUUUGAUAUACCACCACCAAAUUUAAAUAACUCGGAUCGAUUAGUUAUAGCAAUGACUCAUCCUCUUCCAACUGAUUAUCUCAAUUCAACCAAUCAGAUUGAGACCACAAAUUUAAAUGCAGAUAACUAUUUGAUGAAUCAUAACUUGAACGCAUUAUCUACAUCUGAAACAGAUUUGAAUGCAUUGAAAUCUUUUGAGUCACCAAAACAUAUUGUAAACAAUUCAAAUCAAGUAACACUAACAUCACCACAUACGAAAGAUGAUGAUGAUGAUGACGAUGAUAAUAAUAAUAAUAAUAACAAUAAUAAUAAUAAUAAUAAUAGUAAUAAUUUCGAUGAUGAAUCUGGGACUAUAUUUCAAUGUGGCAAUCAUUGUUAUGUAUCACCUAAAAGAAGUUUGUCUUAUAAAUAUUCUGAAGAUGAAAAAUCAUUGACAGAACAGCAACAGAUAACUCACAAUUCUUCAGUGAUACAACAAGAAGUAGAAGUUUGUAAUUCAGUAGGCCAUUCUAAACCUUGUAUAUCAUCACUUCAAAAGCUUAGUUCACAUUCACCAAAUAAAAUUACUGCUAAGUGUUAUCCAAAUAAUCUACCAUAUUCACAAAGAUCUCCUUGUCACCAUCAUAUCCCAUUGACAUCAACUAUUAAAAAUUUAUUCGCAUUUUCUUGGAUUUUUUCUUGUUUAAAUAGUUCACAUGUCUACAGUAGUUCGUCAUCAAGUGACUCUGAAUAUUCUUGGCCACCUGUCAGUGAAUGUCCUGGACAAAGCUCAGAAGAGAUUACAGAUUAUAGUUUUAAAUCAAUGAAAGAUCGCUUUUUCAAGAAUUACACAUGUAAAACAAUCAGUGACAGUGGUGAGGAAGAAGAUGAUAAUGGUGAUUAUGAUGAAGAUGACGACGAUGAAAAUGAUGAUGAGGAAGAUGCUGGUAAAAUGGAUGAAUUAGUUUCAUGUAAAUUUUGUCGGGAUGAAUUAAAGUCAGGUUCACUGUAUCAAUCUAGUUCGGAUCAAUCUUAUGAAUGUAUGAAAUGUCAACCCACUACUAUAUUGCAAUACACUUGUAAGCCUUCAAAUCGAAAUGGAUUUAUCAAGCUGAAAAAUCAUACAAAAAUGACUUAUUUUAAUGGUAAUGGGUUUGUCAAUAACAGUAAUGAAACAGCUGAGAACAAAAAACUUCAUAACACCAAAACUGUAAAAACAAACAAGUUAAACUCAACUCAUAAGAACAAAUUGCAAUUUAAAACUUCCCUCUGUAAAUAUCUAUUCCGGUUCAAUGAUCGAUUCAAACAAAAUAUACAAAAGUUUACUCUAUUUUUUAAACCAUUUCACAUUAAAAUAGGAAAUACAAAUCAACAAAACAAUCAGAAUGAUAAAAAUGUUGCAAAUAAUUCAAUUGUACCUAUUGACUUAGAUUUGAGUAGUGGAAAAUCAGCACAGAAAACAUUUAAUAAUCAUAGUCCAAAAUAUACUUCAUUAAAAAGUAAAAAUCUUCUUUCACAGAAAGAGAAAAAAGCAACUAAAACACUAGCCAUUGUAUUAGGUGUAUUUCUAGCUUGUUGGUUACCAUUUUUCUCAAUCAAUAUUGGUUUAGGUUUAUGCAUUUAUUUAGGACCAGAUCAAUAUGGUAUUUGUGAUUUGGCUGGCAAAUUAAUGUCAUCAUGUACAUGGCUUGGUUAUAUUAAUUCUGCAUUGAAUCCAAUUAUUUAUACAAUAUUCAAUAUGGAAUUUCGUAUAGCAUUUCAAAAACUUUUACAUAUCAAAUAA